UGAACCUCACACUCUCGCUGAUCUGCAUCUCUGCUCUGCUUCUUAGCUCAUUCGCUACCUCUACACACACCAUGGACAAGUCAAGAAUAUCCGACUUCCUCUCCAACAACUACAUCCCUCCCCGCAACGCCCCCAAGCGCGCGUCCGUCCCUCCCAAGCAUCCCACCCUCAUCAUGCAGGACAACACCACCGACGCGUCCCACCGCCUGACCUGCGGCUGCACCGGCGACAACUGCGUCUUCGAGCGCGUCGCCGACUCCGACAGCGGCGUCAAGGCCGUCCACCGCGCCUACGAGGAGCAGUAUCACCUCACCCCCGAUCACUCUGGCAUCGAGGGCGGCGACCUCAUCGUCUCGUCCUCUUCCCCUCCCAAGGCUACCCGCCUCAGCCAUAUCUCGGCCGUCCCUCCCCGGAGUCGGAGUAGUGAACGCGCUGCCCCUUUCUAAGCUGCAUCGCGUUUAUUAUGGGUCGGGUUAAUUUGCAUAGUUGGGGCUGAGCCCCUUCUGGUUGGGAAUCGUUUUUGUUUUGUUUCUUUGCUAUUGCUGCUAGCAGCGCUUUAGUUUGUUAUUUGUUAUUUGUAUUUGUUAAGAUGGUCGAAUGAAUCAUCAGCCCCAAGAUCACUGCUGCUCUCGCGCUGUGAUUUUGAUUCGUUUUGUUUGGGAUAUUGACUUUGAUGGUUCGGAUUCGGUUAUGGACUGGGAUACUCUUAUAUACAUUUAAUCUAUUAAUCGCCUUCAAGGCAAGGCCGGGGUAUCCUCUGGUCCUAUCUUCUACAUCUAUCUGCUUCUCCUUAUUCACUUGCUCCUUAUUCACACUGUAAAUAAACAAUACCGUGACUAUUACUCAUUGCUUCACCGAUGGUGCGGCUUAGCUGGUCAGGGUCAUCGACUAACUAAUAUAAACGAGGGCA
Molecule: messenger RNA, 910 nt
Organism: Myxozyma melibiosi
Lineage: Eukaryota; Fungi; Ascomycota; Lipomycetes; Lipomycetales; Lipomycetaceae
Exons: 1
Coding region: 72-446 (124 amino acids)
Source: RefSeq, a predicted model, not a curated record